GAACACGCUGGUGCAUACGAAGAGUGGAUAUCCAACGGCAGAGAUCAUCGAUGGAGCGUAGGGAUAUUUAGCGAUUUACCUGGGAAACACGCAGAUUCAGGUUCGCACGUAUGAUAUUCGUCCAUUGUCUGAUACUCUCUUCGGUGGAACGUGAGCUGAUUGCUCCUACUAAAAGUAUUCCAUGUCUUUUUCCUGCCCGUCAUUGAUGGGAAAUCAACUGGAUCGGAUCACCCACCUGAAUUACAGCGAGCUACCCACGGGGGAUCCAUCGGGGAUAGAGAAGGACGAAUUGAGGGUCGGAGUGGCAUAUUUCUUCUCUGAUGAAGAAGAAGACCUGGACGACAGAUCGCAGUCGGACAAUUACAAAGACCAGAGUCCGAGUAAGGAGGGUCACGUAGUUCUGAACGAGAUCGAGUACUCCGCUUUCUGUUGCCAGGAAUGUAUUUUCUCCAAAUUAAGAGAAAACGAAGAUCUGAAUAUUUAUUCGGUGAAAACUUUGCUCACCAUGAGCAAGCCCGGGGACCUACUGGAACUUGUCGCCAACGACCAGCCGCCGCAUUGGGCGAUUUAUGACAGGAACGACCAAGUCAUACACUUGCACAAAGGCGAAAUUCGCAAGGACAGCCUUUUUGAGAUAAGCAACGGGCGCCUGGGCAGGAUAGCGAACAACCGCUACAGAUACAGAGCGCUUCCAGCUGAUCUGGUGGUGCAGAACGCCAGCGGUCAUUUAGGACUGAGUAGCGGGGAGAUUUGCUGGACAAACUCAGAAAGUUUUGCUGCUUGGUGCAGGUUUGGCAAGCGGGAGUUUAAAGCCGGUGGUGAGGUACACACCGCGGAACAACAAUAUUUCCUGAAGGUUCACCUCUCCGAAAACAACGUGCAUACAUUGGUGUUUCAGAGCCUGGAUGAUUUAAUAAGGGAGAGACGCAAGGUGGACGCCAGCGGAAUUCUGAAGGAGCUAUCUUUAGUUAACGGAAAGGAGUAAGAGUAUUCUGUUAAUUCCCCUUUAAAUAUGAACCUGUUGGGACUUGCAUGCCUUCGACAAGGGCUGCUCCCUAAUUUGCAUAGGGUGUGAUUCUGUUCCAGAAAAAAAAAGAACAAAAAAUAAAAAUAAAACGAAACGUUCCUUGUUUGAAUGGGUAGCUACCGGAGUUCUUCCCGAUGCCCUAAAAUUCACCUUGUACCUUUAAACACAUAGCACACAUCUAGCUACUUAGAAAGAAUAUUGACAUUUUCAGCUCUGCAUACCUGCCGUGCCGUUGCUGAUGGUGCCUAUUUCACACUGCCCGUGGUUGUCAGCGAGCAUUGUCGGUUUAUUUUUUUACUCGUAGCUUUAUUAUAGCAGGACAUUGGAUCAAAACGUAAUUUCCGGAUCAUUGAUGGUUACGACUCCAAAAACGGGCAGUAUCUGUUUACGCAAUCUGUAAACACUGAAUUGAUCAUUGCAAUCGUAGGUCUUAUCAUUUUUAUAUCAUUUCUGAUUUUAUUUUUUAUUUUUUUACGUUUUGCUCUGGUGUCAAAAGACCUGUCCAUUUGCUAUGUUCUGGAUGCCAUAUUUUUGUAUUUGAGUAAGUAGUAUAUCCCUUGUUUCAUUUGAAAUAAACGUAGUCUACGAUAUUAAACGGU
Messenger RNA from Conger conger (European conger), 1626 nucleotides. It is a transcript of the gene lratd1, whose product is annotated as LRAT domain containing 1. NCBI's taxonomy places the organism in Eukaryota, Metazoa, Chordata, Actinopteri, Anguilliformes, Congridae. Bases 182 to 985 code for a protein of 267 amino acids. The record is from RefSeq and is a predicted model, not a curated record. The transcript is spliced from 3 exons.